This is a messenger RNA of Nerophis ophidion (straightnose pipefish), 10566 nucleotides long. It is a transcript of the gene lcmt2, whose product is annotated as leucine carboxyl methyltransferase 2. The coding region runs from base 204 to 2192 and encodes 662 amino acids. The transcript has 14 exons. Gene Ontology annotation, biological process: wybutosine biosynthetic process; tRNA methylation. The record is from RefSeq and is a predicted model, not a curated record. Gene Ontology annotation, molecular function: tRNA methyltransferase activity; protein binding. NCBI's taxonomy places the organism in Eukaryota, Metazoa, Chordata, Actinopteri, Syngnathiformes, Syngnathidae.
GCUGUGUGGCAGUGGCGGACAUCAGUGGCGAACAAGGAAACGUCGCCAGUGUUUCCGUGUGGUUUCAUUAGUGACGAUACAAGUUGGUCAAAUGGACAUUUUAAAUAGCAAACAAUGUGUACGUAAACAUUUUAUUCCAACUAAUACAACCACGUAGCUACGUAAACAUUUUAUUCCAACAAAUACAAGCACGUACCCACGUUAUGACUAACGGAAAGAAGCAGAAGGGCGCCGACACAGCGGUGCAGGGCACUAAUGACAGCAGUGUGCUCAGUAAAGUGUCUGCUGCAGCUCAAGGAUACUUCCAUGAUCCCUUCCUGCAGCAUUUUGUGUGCAAAGUGGCGAGAAGAGCUCCACUCAUCAACAGAGGCUAUUAUGUGCGGUGGAGAGCAGUGGACUGUUGUGUGCGCACCUUCCUGCAGAUCACACAACAUUGUGCCAAGCGACAGAUUUUGUCUCUGGGCGCCGGGUUCGACUCAUUGUAUUUUCGCCUGUGUGCAGACGGGGCGGCACUGGAGAGAGCCGUGGUGUUUGAGGUGGAUUUCCCAGAUGUCACGCUGCGCAAGGCAGCUCUGAUCAGGUCCAAUGAGACACUGGCAGGAAUGUUGGACCUCCAGCAGGGACAAUGUCAUACAGGACCGGUGUGUGUGUCCAGCAGUCAGUACUUCCUUUUAGGGGUGGACCUGCGACACGACUCCCUGGUUGAAGAAGCUCUGAUGAUGGUUGAACUGGACCAGAAUGUCCCAACGCUCAUUCUGUCUGAAGUGGUGCUCACCUACAUGGAAACACAACAGUCUAAUGACAUCAUCGCUUGGGCAGCAAGGUUCCUGCCCCACUCGCUCUUCGUGAUGUACGAGCAGAUUCGUCCUCACGAUCCGUUCGGUCGCGUCAUGCAGGAACAUUUCCUCAAAGUGAAUUCUCCCUUACAUGCGCUCCAGCAAUACAACAACACUGAUGCACAAAGACAAAGGUUCCUCAGCAAGGGUUGGGACGAGUGUGUGUGCGUGGACAUGAAUGACUUCUUCCUCACCAUGAUCCCACAUGAGGAGAGGCUCCGAGUGGAAAGUUUGGAGCCCUUUGACGAGUACGAGGAAUGGCACCAGAAAUGCUCUCACUACUUCAUCCUCACAGCAUCUCGAGGUUCUGUCUUAGUGCCGUCCUUGCUCAUCCAUCCUCCAGUGACCCUAAAAAGUCUGUCUUGGAGCCCCGUUACCCUCCCAGUGAGGACCCUCCAAGUCCGAGUGGAGGGUCUCGGCAUGGCCUCCACCUGCUUGGACGUAGGACACGUCCUCCUCACUGGCGGCUCCUGCAGACGUGGCAGAGGAACUCCAAGUCGACUCCUGCUCAAAGGCCCUGAAGGCUGGACAUGUGUGGGUGUGGAACCUUCCACGCAUUUGGGUGUCCGCCUGUACCACACGGUCACCUCCACUCCGGGAGGAGGUGCGGUCGUAUACGGAGGUCGAUGCUCUCCUCUCAAGCCGAUCAAGGGCCUUGUCAAAGUCGGCCAUCAUGGUGGGUCACUUCAAGAGGAGCAGAUGGUCUGCACAGGUGAUCGUCCUCCGCUCAGGUGGAGACACACUGCUACUCUGCUCUCUCGUAAAGGAAAAAACUUGCUAUUUGUCUUUGGUGGUAAAAAUGAGAGUGAAGCAGUGUUGGGCGGUGGCUACUUCCUGGAUGUUGAUCAGCAGCACUGGGUUGAGGUGCCGGUGGAGGGCGCAGCACCAGAAGACCGCCAUUCCCACUCGGCGUGUUCCUACCAGGGGGGAGUGGUGGUCUUUGGGGGACUGGGAAGAAAAGGAGAGCCGCUUGGGGACACAAACCUACUGAUGCCCAAAGAGAGAGGCUUCUGCUGGGAGAGGAUAGACAUGCAGCCCCCGCCUUGUCCCAGGUACUCUCAUUCCGCCCAUGUGCUCGGCGAGCAGCUGAUUGUGGUGGGCGGAGUUUGGCUGCAUUGGGAUGGCGUGCCGGGAGUGGCCGUGAUGGGGCUGGACACGCGCUGCUGCAGGGAAUUCCGUCUGGACACGAGUUCGGUGCCGUAUCCGCUGAUGUUGCACUCCUUCUGCUCCGAGCUGACGGACCAAAAGAAACCAGAGCUGCUGCUCAUUGGCGGUGGAGGAAACUGUUUUUCCUUUGGAACACAUUUCAACCCUCACCUUGUUUCUGUGGACCUGCAGCCUGCGAUCAGAUCAUAGUCCCUAAGGGUGAAUUUAUUCGGUGAAGCGCCUAAAGGACUGGACUGCAGCGCUGGCCGCGCCCCAAUCGCCCGGCUUGCGGUACUCGCCCUUCUCCAGGAAGUAUUGGCGGCCGCGGUAGUUGGGAUGCUCAUAAAAGACCCACCAGCCAUCAAAGACUUUGCACGAGUUCACUUCCCUCCAGCGGAACUUCUCCAGGAGUGAGGGACAGUCCUCUGUAGCCUCGAAGGCUUUGCCGCCAAAGUCAGCCUUCUCGUAAAGCUGCAUCUUGUAGAUGGUCCCGCUAGUCUUUAAGAAUGCAAGACAUGGAAAAUAUGGUUUUAAAAACGUACUGCAAAAAUACAUGUCAAAAACUAUAUUCUUCUUUACUACACCCCAAUCAAAUAGCCUCUAUUUUGACAAUAAUCCUUUGCUGAUUUUUUAAAAGAAGCAAAAUUCUUCUUUUUUUCUUUUUCUUCUUUGUCAUGAAAAAGGGACGUUUUUGUCAUGAAAAGGGAGUUUUUUGUGGUUGGUGCACUAUUUGUAAGUGUAUAUUGUGUUUUUUAUGUUGAUUGAAUUUAAAAAAAAAAAAAUUUUUUUUUUUUUUAAUAAAUUCUUCUGCGGCCCGGUACCAAUCGGGCCGCGGCCCAGUGGUUGGGGACCACUGCUGUAUUGAACAGGAACAUUCUACUGGUUUUGAAAACUUAGACGAAAACCCCUAAAUAUCCUUUUAUAGCCAGUUUAAAAACUCGGGCCGAAAUGAAAACCAAAGAUCAGUUAUUAAACAGGAGCGUCCUACUGGCUUUAAGAACUAGGGCCAAAAUGGAAGCUAGAGAUCAUCUGUUAGACAGGCGCAUCUUCCUGCUUUUGGAAACUUGGGCCAAAAUGGUAACCAAAUAUCAUCUAUUAAACAGGAGCAUCCUACUGGCUUUAAAAACUAGGGCCAAAAUGGAAGCCAGAUAUCAUCUAUUAGACAGGAGCAUCCUACUGGCUUUUGAAAACGAGGGCGAACGUCAACACCCGCAGAUCCUCUGGUUUCCAAACAUAAGGCAAAACAGUGCUAGCUAUUGAACAGGAGCACCCUGCUGGUUGUAAUGCAAAGAUAUGGUAAAUGAUUAAAUUGGUUAUACUUGUAAAGUGCUUUAACACUACUUCCACAUUCACACACUGAUGGCGGGAGCUGCCAUGCUAGGCCCUAACCACGACCCAUCAGGAGCAAGGGUGAAUUGCCUUGCUCAGUACACAGUAGUGUACAAAGUACACAACGGACGUGACGGGGUUGGUAGAAGGUGGGGAUCGAACCAGAAACCCUCAGGUUGCAGGCACGCCGUUUGCCAACCAGCCCUCUAUGAGACAGGAGGGCUGGUGUUAGUGACUGACCACACAAUCAAUGAGUUGCUAAUGAGGUUGCUGAAAGCAGAUUGAUUGACGGUGGCUGCGGGCAUGAGGGCAGCUGAUGUUAUGAUCACAUGAACUGUGAGGGAGUUCAUUCAAAAUCCUUAUGUAAGACAAGCACAUUAUUUUAUUUAUGCUAAAGACAGCUAACAAUGGCAGGAAAAGGAGUUGCUCCAUUCUGCCGUUAAACCUCCGUUUGAUGUACAUGUAAUGAAGUAACAUUCAUAAUACCAUGUAAUAUUUAUCUAUUUAUGUCAUUUUAAGCAUACAGUAACAUUUAUUUCAUGGACACAUCACAAUGCUCGCUUUUUCUUUCAACAACACCACCACAACUAAUCAUGGCAGACUUCAUGAGAGACAACAAGCUACUUUGGGACAAAUGAUGAUCCAAAAACUUACAUUUUAGAGCCUGGAUAUACUGAGGAUGAUCUACUAAAUGAUAGACUGAUCCAGUAGCAGUAUUGCCAAGUGCUACACAAGAUAUACUAACUAUGAAAAUAAUCUUAAAAAUCACUGUCUGCUCUUAUAUCUCCUUAUUUCGAUAAAUAAUUAAUUCUCACGCAAGUAAAAAAAAAAAAAAAACUUGUUGAAAAAGUUGAAUGUCAAGUUGACCAAUUUCUUGGUUUGUGUUCACAACUUUCUACGAAAACCAAAUCCAGUGAAGUUGGCAGUUGUGUAAAUGGUAAAUAAAAACAGAAUAGAAUGAUUUGCAAAUCCUUUUCAAUUUAUAUUCAAUUGAAUAGACUACAAAGACAAGAUAUUUAAUGUUUGAACUGGAAAACUGUUAUUUUUUGCAAAUAUUAGCUCAUUUGGAAUUUGAUGCCUGCAAUAUGUUUCAAGCUGGCACAAAAGGCAAAAAAGACUUAGAAAGUUGAGGCAUGCUCAUCAAACACUUAUUUGGAACAUCCCACAGGUGAACAGGCUAAGUGGGAACAGGUGGGUGCCAUGAUUGGGUAUAAAAACAGCUUCCAUGAAAUGCUCAGUCAUUCACAAACAAGAGUGGGGUGAGGGUCACCACUGUGUGAACAAAUGCAUGAGCAAAUUGUCUAACAGUUUAAGAAUAACAUUUUUCAACGAGCUAUUGCAAGGAAUUUAGGGAUUUCACCAACUACGGUCCGUAAUAUCAUCAAAAGGUUUUGAUUAUCUGGAGAAAUCACUGCUCAUAACAUUAAAUGCCCGUGACCUUUGAUCCCUCGGACGGUACUGUAUCAAAAAGCGACAUCAGUGAGUAAAGGACAUCACCACAUGGGCUCCGGAACAGUUCAGAAAGCCAGUGUCAGUAACUACAGUUUGUCGCUACAUCUGUAAGUGUAAGUUAAAACUAUACAAUGCACAGCCAAAGCCAUUUAUCAACAACACCCAGAAAUGCUGCCAGCUUCGCUGGGCCCGAGCUCAUCUAAGAUGAACUAACGCAAUGUGAAAAGUGUUCUGUGGUCUGACGAGUUCACAUCUAAAAUUGUUUUUAAAAACUGUGGACAUCGUGUCCUUCAAACAAAAGAGGAAAACAACCAUCCGGACCGUUCUAGGCGCAAAGUUCAAAAGCCAGCAUCUGGUAUGGGGGUGUAUUAGUGGCCAAGGCAUGGGUAACUUACACAUCUGUGAAGGCACCAUUAAUGCUGAAAGGUACAUACAGGUUUUGGAACAACAUAUGUUGCCCCCCAAGCAACGUUAUCAGGGACGCCCCUGCUUAUUUUAGCAAGACAUUGCCAAGCCACGUGUUACAACAGUGUUGCUUCAUAGCGAAAGAGUGCGGGUACUAGACUGGCCUGCCUGUAGUCCAGACCUGUCCCCCGUUGAAAAUGUGUGGCGCAUUAGGAAGCCUAAAAUACCACAACGGAGACCGCGGACUGUUUAACAACUUAAGCUGUACAUCAAGCAAGAAUGGGAAAGAAUUCCUCUUCAAAAAAUGGUCUCCUCAGUUCCCAAACGUUUACUGAGUGUUGUUAAAAGGAAAGGCCAUGUAACGUGGUAAAAAUUCCCCUGUGCCAACUUUUUUUAAUUGAUUUGCACACAAAAAAAGAAAUACGUUUUUCAGUUCAAACAUUAAGUAUCUUAUUUUUGCAGUCUACUCAAUAGAAUAUAAGAUGGUAAUGAUUUGCAAAUCAUUGUAUUCUGUUUUUAUUUAUAAAAUUACACAACAUGCUAACUUCACUGGUUUUUGGGUUUCUAUACAGAGAAGAGGCAUGAUUACUUUCACCAACUUAGAGGCGUCGCAGCAGCUCACUCUCAAAGUAGUUAUGUGCUAAUGCUUAGAAUAACACAAUGGCUUGGUUGAUAUUCAGCUGAUGAGAUAAUAAUAACUUAGAUUUAUAUCCCGCUUUUCUAAACACUCAAAGCGCUCACAGAGAAGUGGGACUCAACAUUCAUUCACACCUGGUGGUGGUAAGCUACAUCAGUAGCCACAGCUUGAGAUGGAGAUGUAGAUGGAGUAUUUUUGGCGCUUUUUUAAGAGUGCUCUAUCGGCACAACAGAUAACUCCCGUUAGCCACCUUGUACGUGACGUAAAUGACAAGAUCCAAUGCAUUAUAAAAAGUGAUAGGCAACAUUUCAAAAAGGUGCACUCCCCCUUUAAGAAGAAAAUGGAGCAUGUGACUUACAAAGUGGACCAUCUUGCAGGAGCUGAGGCGGUCGUUGAGUCCCAUCCAGCGCUGAUACUCGGGGUACUCGCCCCUGGUCAGCACGUACUGGUAGCCCAGGUAGUUGGGCCGCUCGUACACCACCCAGGCACCACUCUCCACCCGGAUGGAGUUGCAGCGACUCAGGUAGGUGUGGAAGUCGGAGCAGUCGCUGUCACACUCGUAGCGACGGCCCUGGAAGUUCUUGUCCUCGUAGAAGACGAUCUGCAUCACAGCAUAGCUUCCUUCACUUUCUCUUCUGCUUAUCUUGCCCAUGGCCGCUGGAGUCUAUCCUAGCUGACUUGUUCACCAGUGUUCUAAACCUAAAUCAUCUACUUUUCUAGCAUUUUCACCUUAGACGCAGGAGUCUAUCCCAGCUGACUUGUUCACCAGUGUUCUACACCUGAAUCAUCUAAAUUUCUAGCACUUUCACCUUAAAUGCUGGAGUCUAUCCCAGCUGACUUGUACACCUGAACCAUCUACUUAUCUAGCACUUUCACCUUAGACGCUGGAAUCUAUCCCAGCUGACUUGUUCACCAGUGUUCUACACCUGAAUCAUCUACUUUUCUAGCACUUUCACCUUAGACGCUGGAAUCUAUCCCAGCUGACUUGUUCACCAGUGUUCUACACCUGAAUCAUCUACUUUUCGAGCACUGUCACCUUAGACGCUGGAGUCUAUCCCAGCUGAUUUCAAGCCAACUAUGGGGUGGAAAUAAGUCUACAAAGUCUCCAAACACAAAUACAAGCAUGAGAGUGGAGGGUGGAGCCUACACUUGUGCGACAAAGGUGGAUCAACUCACUCUGCCCAUCUUGGAGGAAAGAGUCGGAGCAGCUUGCUUGUCGAUGCCGGUGGUGGUGUUGGUUCUCCGCCCAGGUGUGGAUGCAGCGCGGGGACGGCGGGCGCUGCCUUUUAUAGCGCUGCCUCGCCACGCUUGGAAGGCGAGCGGGGCAACAAUCGCUUUGUCAUGAAAGUGAGAUCCAAAAAUUGAGUCAGUGAUUCUAGCGCUAUUCAGUUUUUCCAGAAAAGCGAGGAAGGAUUACGGCAUAAAGGCCGGGUGUGGGGUUGGCAUCCAACGACCCCCACCGCUCCCCGUCCCUGUGUCGCACAUGCCAGCUUGCCCCCACCUGGCCAGGGAGGUCCUGCCAAGUCAGGACUUAUUUACAGGACUGCAAUGGUCGCUAUCUUUUUUCUUCCUUCAAAAUCUCACAUUGGUUUUGAAAUUUCAAGUUAUUAUGCAAUCGUUGAAGAUGGUAAAAAGUAGAAAAGUCCCGAAAUUAAAAACAAUAUAAAUAAUAAAAAAUAUCUUUAUUGGAGGAAUUCAUGUUUAAAAUCAGCCCGAUUUUCUAUUUAUAUAUAUUUGAUGUGUAUUGUCUCUUAUGUUUUGUUGGUAUGAGAAUGUAUUGUAUAUUGCUAUGUGAAUGGCUCAACCUGCUGUAAAAUAUUGCAAGUACUGCAGUCAAAAGUGUUGGGACACACAGGACACUUCAUUAGGUACGACCCAUGAAUACAGUAGGGAAGUAAACGCUACAUACGGAUAUAUGAAACGUGUCCAUUUUCCACAGUUAUGUUUAGUUAUUAGCAAUACAAAGGUGCUGUCAGCAGUGCUACGUAUUAUAUUUACUUCAUUCUGAUAGUAUAGGAUGACAAGUCACCACAAUGUGCGCGCUAGCAGGAAGUGACGACGUACAUUCGGCGGUGUGCGAAGUGCAAAACGACGUGAAGUGAAGUUCUGCUGUAGCAGCAGCUUCCAGUUCAACACGCCAUCGGCGAAUGCCCUACCCCCCCUUUACUUGUAAGGUACGCCGCCAUAUUGACGGGCAGCUGGUCUCCCGGGGGCUCGCUGUCGGGGAACAGUAGGGUUGACACGGGAUUUGGGAUCAGGCUGUCCAGUUCCUGUCUUUGACCCGUCUCCAGCAGCCACUCGUGGAACUUGGCCUCCACCAGCUCCUGGAACUUGUGCUUCUGCUCCCUACACACACACACACACACACACAUUAAAGUGUGUAGUUAGUAACGUAGCAGGAUUAAGGUGGCACGAGGAACAGAAGAUGGCCCAUCACAUGCUUGGUGCAGGUCUGGAUAAAGGUGUGGAUCCUGGCACCUUUGACUGGUUGAGGUCAGAGACCCUCAAGCCCAUGUUUUAAUGACUGCUAUUGUGACAUUAGAUGUUAUAUAUUUGAUACAGAAUAAUGCAUUAAUCAAUUGUGUUGUCAUGGCGACCACUGAUUUUUUUCCCCAUUGAUCGAUAGGCAGUUGUGAUUGAGGCCAGCAAGUUCUGCCUAGCAACAAGGACCAAAUAAACAUGUGUUUAUGCUGCUGCACCUGCUAGCUUGAAGUUUACUCAAAAAUCACAUGCUUCUGUGCCUUUAUAGCAAGUCUUCAACAGGGUGUCCGUGACCCCUGGAGGUAUGCAUUGGUACUGCAGGGGGGUGGCAUAACAUUUUGGGUUGAUUACCUUUUUUUUAGUUCCCCUCAUCAUUUUCCCACAAAUGUAGAUGUAUUUAAAUAUAUAUUAACACUUAACCAACACAUUGUAGUGCUGUUUAUAAACAAUACUGGCAUGGCUACCCUAAUUACCAUACCUUGCAUUUAAAUUUGCGAUUAGCGUUUUAAUUGCCAGCUAGCGACUAGCAGUGCUAAUUUCUAGCUAGCAAUUAAACAAGGCUACAUUUGGCUGGUGAUAAGCAGUGCUUGAUUUGAUUAGCAGUGGUACUAUCUACCUAACUAUUAACAAUGCUAGUUUGUAGUUCGCGAUGAAAAAUGCUAGUUAUAGGCUGGAUAUGAGCAUUGGUAGUUUCUAGCUAGCGAUUAGCAAUGCUAGUUUCUAUUAAGCAAUCAACAGUGCUAGCAGAGAAUAAUUUGGCCACACCGGGUGUGUGUGUGACAAUCAUGGGUACUUUAACUUUUUAAGUGUCCAGCUAGCGAUUAACAAGGCCAGUUUUCUGCUAGCGAUAAUCAGUGCUAGAUUCUAGCUAACAAUUAACAAUGCUAGUUUUCAGCUAGCAAUUAACAGCAGUAGUAUCUAGCUAAUGAUUAACAAUACUAGCUUCUAUCUAGCUAUUAAAAAUGCUAGUUUUCAGCAAGCGGUUAGCAGUGAUAAUUAUAGCUAGCGAUUAACUGCUAGUUAUCGGCUAGAUAUGGUAGUUUCUAGCUAGCGAUCACAGAUGCUAGUUUCUAGCUAGCGAUUAACAUGGCUAGUUUUCUGGUAGGGAUUAACAGUAGUAGUUUCUAGCUAGCAAUUACAAAUAGUAGUUCUCAGCAAGCGAUUAACGGUCCUAGUAUUAAACAAGUGAUUAACGGUGCUAUAUUGUAUUAUACUGAUAUCUUAGUAUUGCACAACAAGGUACAUUUAGUUUAAAACACUAUUUUAUACAGGAUAAAUGCAUUAUAGAUAGAAUGAUGGAUAGAUAAAUAUUUGGUCCCUGCUCCAUAAUGCUAAAGUCCCCUGCUUUAUAAUUUUUUUUAUAAGUAAAUGACCAAAUUCUGCUUUUCACUAAUUAAAAAUGGCUGCCAGUAUAUUCCAUCAAUAAAAGCUGAUGAGUAAGCAGGGCUGAGUACUAUUUAUUUGGGAAUGGUGUCCAUUAAACGUGCCUUGAAGCAGAAAGGAGUGCACUUCCUAACUGCGACCAGCAGAGGCGCUGUAGAUUCAACAUAAAGAGAAGAAGUCAACUAUGCAGACUCCUGGUUUCACUCACUUGUUUAGCCGCGCCUCCAUCACAGUCUUCUGCCAUUUUUGUAUCCUCCUCUGUUUCUCUUCGAUGGCCAUCUGGUAGCAGGACGCCAGCUCGCCCGGCACCUCGCACGUGUCUCCCUUCAUCUGGAACGGCACCACCAUGGUGUGAAAGUCCUCCGGGGGCAGCAGGCGGUAGCAGGCCAGCUCAGUUUUGGCGUCCAAAUCCUUGACGAGACCGUCGGUCCCCAGCAGCAGGGGCUGGUCCCACAUGUUGGGCACCACGGCCAGCCCCACGCUGCCCAUGUGGUCCUCCAAGGUGGGGUAGAAGGUGUGGUAGGGUCCCAGGGUGAUGUCGGCGUUCCCGGGCAGGAGCAGGGGACGGGUGGGCGUCAGAGCGUGCACCGUGCAGCGCGAUGAGGCGCCGACGAUGAUCCUGCCUGCCACGCACACGACACGCACGCUCUGGCAGCUGUGCACGUGGACGCUGGUCUCCACGGGGCCAAGGACCACCGUGCAGUCUCUACAUUUGUCCACACUGACGGACCUGCAGAGUACACAACAAACAGCUUCUAGCUGCUAUACUGGUAUUUCUGUUCCGGUACUAAAAACCAUGUAAGCACCAACAGAGCAUCAAUGGAAGGUUGGUUUGUUGUACCAAAGAGUUGACUUGACUCCAACAGGACAAAGUAAAUAAAUUAUGCAUGAUUCUGA